CAGCAAGCAGCCUCAUGCUUCGUCUUGGGCGCUUCUCCUCCUGCAUUGUGACCAUAUUUAUUUCGUAUUUUUAUAUUUUAUUAUAGCCUGAGGAGAGCAGGAGGAGGAGGUGGAGGAGGUGGGAGGAAGACAGAAAAGAAAGAAGAAGUAGUAGGGGGCCCGAGAGACAUGGAGCUGUACUGCUUGGAGUCGGACACAGCCGUGAAAGCCCAGCCUGACCCAAACAUCCUCUGUGAUGACAGAGUGCUGCAAAGUUUAUUAACAAUCGAGGAAAAGUUUUUACCCCAGUGCUCGUAUUUCCAACGUGUCCAGAAGGAUAUUCAACCUUACAUGAGACGCAUGGUUGCAGGUUGGAUGCAUGAGGUGUGUGAAGAAGAGAAGAGUAAUGAAGACGUCUUCCCUUUAGCCAUUAAUUAUUUGGACAGAUUCUUGGCAGUGAUGCCCACAAGAAAGAGUUAUUUGCAGCUUCUGGGAGCUGUGUGCAUGUUCCUGGCAUCAAAGUUAAAGGACAGCAGGCUACUAUCAGCAGAAAAACUUUGCAUGUACACAGAUAACACCAUCACGCCGCGGGAACUGCUGGACUGGGAACUGGUGGUGCUGGGGAAAUUGAAGUGGAACAUGGCCUCGGUCAUCCCCAAUGAUUUUAUAGAGCACAUCAUACGCAGGCUGCCCCUUCCCAAAGACAAGCUGGCCAUGGUCCGCAAACACACGCUGACAUUCAUCGCCCUCUGUGCCACAGAUGACCGCCUUGCAAUGAACCCUCCUUCCAUGAUUGCCACUGGCAGCAUGGGAGCCGCUGUCUGCGGCCUGCAGCUGGACCACGCUGACCAGAGGCUGAGUCGAGACAACCUGACAGACCUGCUGGCCAAGAUCACCAACACAGAAGUGGACUGUUUGAGGGCAUGCCAGGAGCAGAUAGAGCGUGUGUUGGCCACCAGCCUGCAGCAGGGCCAACAGUACCGGCAGGAGACCGGGGUCAGAGCGGGCAACAAGGCAAGGGAGCAGCAAGACCAGUCCAGCACCCCGACAGAUGUACGCGAUGUCAACUUAUGAACUCCCGUCGCCACCUGAAACACCAGU
Molecule: messenger RNA, 1080 nt
Organism: Scomber japonicus (chub mackerel)
Lineage: Eukaryota; Metazoa; Chordata; Actinopteri; Scombriformes; Scombridae
Product: G1/S-specific cyclin-D2-like
Exons: 5
Coding region: 169-1053 (294 amino acids)
Biological process (GO): regulation of cyclin-dependent protein serine/threonine kinase activity; positive regulation of G1/S transition of mitotic cell cycle; mitotic cell cycle phase transition
Cellular component (GO): cyclin-dependent protein kinase holoenzyme complex; nucleus; cytoplasm
Molecular function (GO): cyclin-dependent protein serine/threonine kinase regulator activity
Source: RefSeq, a predicted model, not a curated record